Messenger RNA from Calypte anna (Anna's hummingbird), 564 nucleotides. Its product is annotated as chemokine-like protein TAFA-4. The record is from RefSeq and is a predicted model, not a curated record. The transcript is spliced from 5 exons. Gene Ontology annotation, molecular function: receptor ligand activity. Lineage: Eukaryota; Metazoa; Chordata; Aves; Apodiformes; Trochilidae. Bases 1 to 564 code for a protein of 187 amino acids.
AUGGGAAUCUGGAAUAACUAUGAAAAACACACUGAAAUAAUUGUGUUUGACUGGAACAAAAUUCUUGCAAAGUCCCCAAGGAUGAGAUUCUGUGCCAAAUCAAUGCCUCUCUCUGACUGGCUCUUUCUGGUCUAUGUGUUAAUGGUCUGCUGUAAAUUGUUGUCCGCCUCUGGCCACCAUCCCCGGGGGCACCCAGGCCAGCACCAAGUCAAGCAAGGGACAUGUGAAGUUGUGGCCGUGCAUCGCUGCUGCAAUAAGAACCGGAUUGAGGAACGGUCCCAGACAGUGAAGUGUUCCUGCUUCCCAGGGCAAGUGGCAGGGACAACAAGGGCUCAGCCCUCAUGUGUGGAAGCUUCCAUUGUCCUGCAGAAGUGGUGGUGUCAUAUGAACCCCUGUUUGGAUGGAGAGGACUGUAAAGUACUACCAGACUAUUCAGGUAACACGGUAGCACAGAGUAAAGCUCUGGGUCAGUACCAGAACAAUGGCAUGUGCAGCUUUGCUGGGCUGUUACACAGAGACCCUUGGACCUUUUUUUGGGAUGAUGCUAUUGACUUAACUCUUUGA